AUGAGCAGCACAUUUGUAACACUAGCUGAAGUAUUGGAGGCACGAGGGGGACCUCUACUGGAGGACGAGGUCUGGUCCCUGCUGCUGGGCACUGCAGAGUCUUUAGUGGAUGUCUCCUAUAUGGGUCACAAUAAUAUGUGCAAUAUCAUAAGCCCCACCUCCUUGCUGCUGUCAGCCACUGGUACCUUAGCAUUUAAAAACUGCGGCCUAUCAGAUGAGGUAUCCACCUUCACUGCUCCAGAGAUGCUGCAGGGCCGUGCCAGCUCAACCAAACCUGCCAUAGAGAGGAUGCUGGUGUAUUCACUGGGUAUGACUCUCUACUGGUCAGUUGAUUUUCACCUACCUCAAAAUCAGCCAGUCCAGUUGAGUGACCAUCUAAACAGCCUCCUCCUCAGUAUGUGUGAGGAUCUGGCCCACCGCAGGGUAAAUCUCAACUCCAUCCUGGAAGCCUGCGAAUCUCACCAUAAAGCCUCCAUCCUGCCGUCCCCUGCCAAAGUCAUCAGACAGCUGGUGGAGGAGGUCUUUCAUGAAUCAGUGAGUCUAGAUAUGUGCUGUCUGAGUUUCAGCCUUUCUGUAGGCCAUUGUAUGGACCACAGCUCUCUGCCAGACAGCAACAUCCCUCUGAGUGGCAGGAGUCAGAUGAUCAGAGAAAGACUUCAUGGAAAGAGAGGGCCAUUUCCAGACCAUUUCAGCGAAGGUUGUGCUGAGGGGAGAAGAUACUCAACAGACUCUGACUCAAAGUCAGGGAGUUUAACUCAGAGACCGUGGAGACAUAGACCAAGGAGCUCUCCCACACCUUUGUACCACUCUUCUUUGGACAGACUCCCUCGCGGGGUUCGUCACAGGGACAGCAACUGCAGUUGGCUUGGCAGGAGCCCUCACCACGACCUCUCUCCCAAGACAUCGGGCAGGUCUCACAGUCCUUCCAUCACCUUCAGCGAAUCCUCCCUCAGCCUGAGCCAGAGGAAAGCUAAGGCUUUGGGUCCUGAAUUCAUCAGAAUGGCAGACGAGCAACAAAUUGUUCUUGAGCUUCCAGGAUCUAUUGUGUCUAAAAAGGGCCGUUCAUGUUCGUCUCAGAGAGAAGUGACUGUAGUGCUGCUUAACGGACAGUACGUGGUGGUCCGCUGUGACAUCAAGUCCAGAGCAAGAGAUGUGUUUGACAUGGUGGUGGCUCAUGCAAACUUAGUGGAGCACUUCUACUUUGGUCUUGCCUUCCUAGAUGAUGAUGAAUAUUUCUUUUUGGACCAUGAAACAAAAAUCUCUAAAGUUGCUCCUGACAGUUGGAAAAAAGGGCAGAUAGCCUCCUUUUUAAUGUUUCUUCGAGUCAAAUUUUUUGUUGAUGAUAUCUCCUUCAUUUUGCACAGGCUGACACGUCACCAGUACUACUUACAGCUGCGUAAGGACAUCUUGGAGGACAGGCUUUACUGUAAUGAGGAGACGGGCUUGUUUCUGGCUGCUCUUGCUCUGCAAGCUGAGUUUGGGGAUUACAUGCCAGAGUUGUACGGCAAGAAUUAUUACCAGCCAGAGCAUUAUGUAUCAAAGAGGAUGCUCGAGAAGUUGGCUCUGCCCAGUGUUAAGGAAGAGUUGCCAAGACUACAUGCAAGUCAUGCCCAGAUGCUGCCUGAAGAGGCAGAAACAGAGUACCUGAAGAUUGCCCAGCAGUGCCCAGAGUAUGGGGUUAUGUUCCACCGUGUGGGAAGAGAGAAAAGGCAGGUGGUGGGAGAGUUGGUUUUGGGAGUCUGUGCCAAAGGAAUCAUAGUGUACGAGAUGAAGAACCACCUCCGGACUGUCACCAGACGCUUCCUCUGGAGGGAGACUGACUCAAUAUCCACUGGGCGACGUAAACUGAUUAUAGAGUGUGGAGGGCCCAGUGGGAAAAAGCACAGUUUCAUAACAGAGAGCUCAAAAAUAGCACAGUACCUCCUGAACCUUUGCUCAGCACAGCACAAGUUCCACAGUGAGAUGACGUCACGUCAAAUGAACCACAGCAUGAUAUCAGAUGAAAACAUGUCUGUCUACCGGGCUCGUAACCUGAACUUGAAGCGGCUGUCAUGCUCAGAGGGCAUGUUGAACCAUGUAGGUUUAACACCUGGUCAACCAGACUCCCUCUCCAAGUCCUGUGACGACCUGACUGCCAAGCUGGAGGCGCGUCUCCGCCAGCAGAGAGAGAUGAGGAGGGAGAUGAGCAGAGAGCUGAACAAGGAGCCUCCCGAAACAGGAGACUUGAAAGAGCGGCAGUACUGGAGCACUCCAGAGUCGAUUCCCAGAAUGAUGUCCAGUGUCUCACUACAGAAGCAAGACUCCGAUGCCUCUUCCUCUAUACGAGUUGACACCCCAACCAGGACCCCACCAGAGAGAGAGAUAAUCUGUGUGAACCUGAAAAAAGAUCCCAAACUUGGCUUUGGCUUUGUGAUAGUAGGCGAGGACAAUACAGGUAAACUUGACCUUGGAAUCUUCAUUGCUUCCAUUGUGCCUGAUGGGCCUGCAGACAAAGAUGGACGAAUCAAACCUGGUGGACGUCUCAUCUCCCUUAACAAGAUUAGUUUGGAAGGGGUAACAUUCAGUGAUGCUGCUGCCAUCUUACAGAGCAGCCCUGAUGAAGUGGAGCUCAUUGUGUCCCAGCCUAAACAGUCUCUGAGGGACAGUAGGAAUUCCCUGAGUCAAAGCACGCUCGGUUUGGCUUUGGAGAGAGGCUUUGGCUCACAGACAACCCUGAGUGGCAUAGAGUUCCGCCCCGCCAUGGAGGAACUUGAGGAGGCCAUGACUCUGUCCAACAUGGCAACCCCCAAGCAGGGCAAGAGGCUUCACAUUCCUGUUGUGCGAAUACAUGACCCAGAGAAAGCUCGUUCCCGAUCUCCUUCUGUCAUAAGUCUGAAAACUGGGGAGCGAUUUAUAAUGGAGUUGAAGAAAAGCAAUGGCAGCCUUGGCAUCAGUGUUGCUGGAGGAAUAAACACCAAUGUGCGAUUUGGAGGCAUCUACAUAAAGAGUCUGGUGCCCGGAGGUGCUGCAGAGCAGGACGGACGCAUUCAGAUUGGUGACAGACUGCUGGAGGUUGAUGGGUCCAACCUUAGGGGCGUGACUCACCAACAAGCUGUCGAGUGCCUGAAGAAGACUGGGGAGGUGGUGAAUCUACUGUUAGAAAGGGAACCCACAGUAAUCUUAGAGCCCAGACCCGACUCACCCUGCCCCCUUUUGGCCCCCAGUUCAUCAUUCACACAGCUCCCCAGGACUGAAGUCUCCGUGGAAACGACCUUGAGUGGUCGAGCCAAGGACUACAGCUUUGUGACUGACGAAAACACACAUGAAGUGGUACUGAAGAAGAGUUUGUCUGGGCUCGGCUUCAGUUUUUACAUCUCCCAGCUGCACUCGGGGCCAGACAGAGGCAGUCUGGUUCGCAUCAAGCGUCUCUUCCCGGGCCAGCCAGCACUAGAGAGUGGUCUACUGCGAGAGGGAGACGUCAUUCUGUCUGUCAACAAUGAGCCUGUUAAGGACCUCUCUUACCAGAGGGUUUUGUUUCUGCUACGUGGAGCUCCAUCUGAAGUUAAUCUGUUGAUCUGCCGACCGGGUCCUGGACCACUGUGUGAUGCAGAUGACAACACACUGGGUCCUGCACCCGUCCGUGAGUUCCGAUCCCGUUCUCUGGACAUCCGACUAGGAGAGGACUAUAGUCAGCUCCUUAAGUUUCAAUAUAACCUCAACAUAAUUGCCCAGAAGCAGCCCCCCACACAGGAGGAAGAUCUAACCAACAGAGCAGAGAAAAGCCCCGAACCUCCUGCAUCUCCAGUGCUCCCUGAGAGCCAGGAGAGUCUGGAUGGUGAAGCACAGGCUAACCAGAUUCUCCCAUCUCCUCCUCGGUCACCCCCUUCGCCCACUUCACCUACCUCACCUCCGUCACCAGUCUCCCCAGCCUCACCUGCAUCGCCAGCAUCCCCCACCUCACCUGAGUCACAACCAGCUGCUGGGAAACCAGAGGAACAACAGGAAGUAGAAACAAAGGGGGAGAACAAGGAUGAAGAGGGGGCCGUCAAAACAACAUCAGGUUCAACUGUGUUUAUGGACGUCUGCCCUAAAACAGCUUCAAACUCUCUAUAUGCCAGUGGAGUCAGAGAGGAGGCAGAUGGAAGUGUCACCUACUGCCUCAUGGGAAAUGGACUGACUAUAAUGGCAGAUGAAGAGUACCUGACAAUCAGCUCCACUCUGGAACCUCCUCACGGCCUUUCUUCCAGUCUGGCCACUCACACGGCAACAACCAACCUUACAGGCCUCAGCUCUCAAUCCUCCAACAUAUCCUCUAGUUUCAGCUCUCAGAAUCCGAACCUAAAUCCUCUCAUCCCCACUACAACUAUCUCACCCCUCAGCAUCUCAUCUGACACUCCGACCACUUGCCCUCUGGCACACCCAUCUCAGCCACUCACAACUCAGCCACCCAAAGCCAAGCACCACCCAAUCCAGCAGGGGCUGUUUCCAAGUCAUUACAAGGCUGUUUCAAAGAACAGCCUGCCUGUUGUGCCUCCCCCUCAGCCUCCUGCUCCACCACAGACCCCCAUCACAGCCCAGAUCAUGUCCUCUGUGCCUCCCUGUGCCAGUCCACCUGCCCCGUCCCUGCCAUCCACCAUACUGCCCCCACCUGUGCAGAGCCACACACAGCUGAGAGAAGAACCCGAGAAGAAAGAAAGGGAAUACAACGAUGAAGAUUAUGAUGAGGAGGAGGAGGAGAGUCGAAGAAAGGGAUUGGUUAAAGAGUUUGAGAUGUCAGUGGUUCUGACCAAGUCCAGGAGUGGGAGCUUUGGGUUUACAAUCACUCGAAGCAAACUGGACAACUGCUACUACAUACAGGAAAUAUUGGACAACCCAGCCAAAUCAGAUGGACGACUCAGAGCAGGGGACAGGCUCGUCAUGGUAAAUGGGCAUGAUGUUACCAGUGUGGCAGAUGAUUUUGCCAUGACGAUUCUCAGGUCAUCCCCAAGAAGAUUGAGUAUGACCCUAGGAAGGGCGGUUACCAACCUGGUGGCGCCACCGUCCUGUGACAGCCUGCCCGAUAUUGUUCUCUACAAGACACCUUCAGGACAGCUCGGUAUAAAGCUGACAGGCGGCAUUGGCAGCAAAUGGCAGGGAAUCUACUGUCUGGCUGUGGUGCCAGGCUCUCCAGCCAGCGAGGAGGGCAGUGUCCAACCCAAUGACAAGAUCCUCUACAUCAGUGGCAGGUGCACCCUGGGAAUGACCCUAGAGGAUGCGGUGAAAUCCUGUGAGAUCGCCCCUCGUAAAGUGAAACUGAAAAUCCUCAGAGAUGACCAGCCAGUGACUCCUAAGGCUAAGUGGAAUGGUCUGUUUGACUGGAAGAAGGACAGGAGGUUCUUUGCUCGUUUUGAAGAGCCUGCCUCUCCAGAGAAAGACUCUCCUCCUGAAGAAGCUGAACCUGUGUGUAGGACUGCUGGAAACUUCAGAUGUCGCUCUCUCACUCAGGAGCAAGACAGUUGCAUCAUGCAAGUGGAGUUUAUGAAACCAGACGGAGGUGGUCUUGGCUUCGCUUUGGUUGGGGGAACCAAUGGCAGUAUGCUCAGAGUGAAGGAAAUCUGCUCUGGUGGAGUAGCUGAGCAGGACGGUCGGCUGAGAGUUGGAGAUAUUCUAUUAGAGGUAAAUGGUGUGAUUGUGUCCGGGUUGAGCCACAGUAAGGUGGUGGAUAUUCUGCGUAAAGCUGAGGGCACUGUACAGCUCACCAUCUGCAGAGACAUUCUGCCCCUGACCUACUCUGAAUCACCUACACCACCCAACAUGUCCGCUCAGACUGAAGCUAUUUUAAAUGAGCAGCCAGUUCCUGUUUCCAGCCCUGAUGCCUGUUCCUCACCAGAUGUCAUGCUGAAUAAGCCAGUUGAGCGCCCCCCUGAAGCGACUUCAGACUCUGUAGUUAAUGAAACAGAUGGUAUGUUCUUCACCGCACCACCUCCUCAAGCACGCCAACUGACUAUAGUAACAGAUGAGGUUGAAAUUACGCAGGAGAGCUGUAACAGCACGCCUUCUCAUCAAGCUUGCUGCCCAUCCCUCAAUGUCACUGACAUGUUGCAUGGAGCUUCUGACAGGAAACAAAUCGUGACCAAACUUUUGGACCAGUCCUGCAAAGAUAUCCGAAAAACCCAGUCAGAUGGCUGGAGCAGCGAAGAAGAAGAUGAUGUAUUCGAUGCCACUGCUCAGGAAAUGACAUCACCCCAAACAGGCCCACCCAUAGUAUCAGAGGAGGAACUGGCCAGUUUAGCACUCAUUAGCCCUGCUAAGUCCAGCCAAUAUUCAGGCUCCAGGGUCAAAGCACUCAUCCAGAUUCUGCAGCAUCAACUGGACCAGCAGGAACUGGUCAAAGAAUUCAUGGCCCUGGAGCAUCUGAAGCCUUCUGAUAACUGCCUGGUGGGAAAAUCCCCCGAGAACAGAGACAAGAACCGCUACAGAGACAUCCUACCCUAUGACAAAACCCGCGUUGCCAUCGGAGAGAACCAGGAUUACAUCAACGCCAGCUUCAUCCGCAUGCAAGUUGGAGCAGAGGAAUUCUUCUACAUCUCUUGCCAGGGCCCUCUGCCUUCCACAGUGAUGGCCUUCUGGCAGAUGAUCUGGGAGAACAAAUCUGAUGUCAUUGCCAUGAUGACCCAAGAAGUAGAACGGGGAAGGGUCAAAUGUCACAAGUACUGGCCAGAGAAGCUGGCUGUGCCUCUGGAUACUGGCAGGUACCAGCUUCACUUGGAGAACCAACAGUACCUGGAGUAUUUCCACAUAAAGGUCAUCCGAAUGGUGGAAAUAGAGAGCGGUGAGACCCACUUUGUCCGACACCUGAAGUUCACACACUGGCCUGACCAUGGCGUGCCGCAGUGCUCCGAGCAACUGGUUCGCUUCAUCCGCUACCUGAGGGCUGUGCACCAUAAAGGGCCGGUCACCGUGCACUGCAGCGCUGGCAUCGGACGCACAGGAGUUCUGAUCUGCACUGAUAUUAUCCUCAGCCUCACGGAGAACGAUUUACCUAUUAAUGUGAGCAACAUCGUAAAGGAGAUGAGACUUCAGCGGCAUGGGAUGAUUCAAACAAAGGAACAGUACCUCUUCUGCUACAAAGUCUGGUUGGAGAUUUUACACGGAAUUUUACAGCUUCAUGGCAGCCAAUGGCAACCGGAAAGUCCCCAAGACCACAAAGUGGUUUGAAUGUUUCCAUCAUCAAGUUCACUUACCUAUAAA
This is a messenger RNA of Scomber japonicus (chub mackerel), 7209 nucleotides long. It is a transcript of the gene ptpn20, whose product is annotated as protein tyrosine phosphatase non-receptor type 20. Gene Ontology annotation, biological process: protein dephosphorylation. NCBI's taxonomy places the organism in Eukaryota, Metazoa, Chordata, Actinopteri, Scombriformes, Scombridae. Gene Ontology annotation, molecular function: protein tyrosine phosphatase activity; protein binding. Gene Ontology annotation, cellular component: cytoskeleton. The record is from RefSeq and is a predicted model, not a curated record.